AUGGCUGUGUCCGUAUCUUCUCUUCAGUCUGAUCCAGUACGUCCAAUCGCACCUCGUCGCAUUGCACUCGUACUCGCCGUCUGUGUCUCGGAUCUCCUGCUCACCGGUCUCGUCUUUGGCUGGGCGCCGUUGCUGCUGUUGCUGGAAGAGGAAGACCAGUACGCGGAAUUGUGUCCGGUCGCGAGCGAGACCAUGUGCUCGGCCCAAGAGAACCGCCUGAACCUCAUGUUUGCAGUGGCUUCAAUCGCAAUGAAUGCUGGUGCACUACCCGUUGGUCUGGUGCUCGACCGCGUCGGGCCGUGCGUGUCUACCGCUGUCGCUGCUUUCGUCGAAGUCUCGGGCUUGUCUUUCUUGGCACUAUCGGACUCCAAGACGUUCGAUAUGUUCGUGCCCGCGUACGCCUUGGUCGCGUUUGGAGGCUGCAUCACCAUGAUGGCGUCGUUUCCAGCAAGCUUUCUCAUCAUGCGCCAUCAGACGGCCAUCCUUGCAGCAAUUAGCUGUCUCUUCGAUGGCAGCAGCGCCAUAUUCCUCGUCUUGUAUGCUGCCCACGAACAAUAUGGGUGGUCGAGGAAGACGCUGUUCCUGGCGUUUGCAGUGCUGGCCGCCGUUAUCUACUUGGGGCUCAUUAUUCUGUGGAGACUUAACGCGAAUAGUUUGCCGCCAAGACGCGGCCGUCGUAUCGAUGCAAACGAAGAAAAUGUGUCGACAACUUCACCGCAUGAGCAGCAGCAACUACUUUUGGCGAGCGGGACAGUCGGUACUGACUCGUACGAUAGUGUGGAGGCAGAGCGAAGCGGGAUACCGGCAGCUACAACGACGCGAGGCAACUGCGACGACGCAGUGUUCAGUCUCGUGGACACUGCUCUCACCGAGCAGUUGCAGUCGGUCGAGUUUGCGUUCAUCGUGGCGUUUGCAGCUCUGCAGGUGCUGCGUGCGACCAUUUACAUUGGCACGACCAACAAGCUGCUGGAGAACUUGGGUGACCGCGCUCAUGGCUAUGUCUACACAAAGGUGUUUAGCUUCGUGCUGCCCAUGGGGUUCGUCUUCGUGCCGUCGAUCGACUACGUCGUCGAAAGCCGUGGCUUGCCCCAAGCACUGCUGUUGACAAAUCUUCUGGGCGUGCUCUACAACGUGCUCGAACUAGUGCCAAGUCUGCUGAUGCAGUGCCUGACGUUCGUCGUCUUCACGGCGUUUCGGGCGUUCCUGUACGCGACGAUCUCGGCAUUUACUGCCAAAACCUUUGGCCGCACGACUAUGGGCUCGCUCAUGGGCAUUAUCUUCUCCAUUGGAUCCAUCGUGAGUCUCGCAGAGUACCCCGCCGUGUACGUCUCGACCUCAAUGUUCCAUGGCGACUUGACCGCACUCACUGCGCUGUCUCUCGUGCUCUGCGUGCUCCUGACCCUAUGGACAAUGUACCUACACAAGUACCAGUUGUCCCGGUAA
Molecule: messenger RNA, 1443 nt
Organism: Hyaloperonospora brassicae
Lineage: Eukaryota; Oomycota; Peronosporomycetes; Peronosporales; Peronosporaceae
Source: the annotation of a GenBank genome assembly